Haemonchus placei is the source of this 483-nucleotide messenger RNA. NCBI's taxonomy places the organism in Eukaryota, Metazoa, Nematoda, Chromadorea, Rhabditida, Trichostrongylidae. The record is from the annotation of a GenBank genome assembly.
AUGCUGAGAUUAGGAGCCUACGCUACCGUGAUCCCAUUCUUUGAAUUACAUUGCUCUAUUGGCGAUUUCCAGGUGAUGGAUCGUGUAAAAGCAUUCGCUGCCAAGGAAGGUCGUCAACCUCGCAUCAUGGUAGCCAAAAUGGGUCAGGAUGGGCAUGAUCGAGGUGCCAAAGUAGUGGCCACUGGAUUUGCUGAUCUUGGAUUUGACGUUGACGUGGGACCGUUGUUCCAAACACCAGCAGAAGCUGCUCGACAAGCUGUCGAUGCCGAUGUACACGUAAUUGGAGCAAGCAGUCUUGCUGCUGGGCAUCUCACACUUGUACCUCAGCUGGUUGAAGAACUUGCCAAGUUGGGAAGAGAAGACAUCCUCGUGAUUGUUGGUGGUGUGAUUCCUCCGCAGGAUUACGAUGCCCUCUACAAAGCUGGUGCAUCCUUAAUUUUUGGACCUGGAACGAGACUGCCAUCUUGUGCCAACCAGGUUUGA